This is a messenger RNA of Symbiodinium pilosum, 2055 nucleotides long. The record is from the annotation of a GenBank genome assembly. NCBI's taxonomy places the organism in Eukaryota, Dinophyceae, Suessiales, Symbiodiniaceae.
AUGGUGGAUGAAAAGGUCAACAAGCCUGGAGUGCAUUGGAAGGCUUUGUUGGCUCUGAUAUUUCUGGCGGUGGCAUGUGCGCUUCAGGGCUGUGAGGACUUCUACCGACAAACGUGCGUCUGGCACAGCGAUCUCAACAUCAAGGGAUGUAGCUACUACGGCUUUCGCGGGUGUAUCCAGCACUGCACCUACUGCCUCACUCCAAACGGUCCCGAUGAGUGUGCGCAGAUGAAGUGCGCUGCAUACUGCGCCGGACGGGAAAAUGCCGACUGCAUGAGGAACUAUGCUGCUUUGUGCAACAUUGCUCUUGAGGAGGGCUUCAAGGCCAAUACCUCGACUGGUUCGACAUACUACACUUGCGAUGUGCAGUGCAGUAGCGCCAGAGCUGCAAGUGUGGCACUCCCGCUUGCUUUGACCCUGGCAGCCAGUGGCAUACCGAAGAGGUUCUUGGUUCUGGGAGGAGUGUUGGCCUGGAUGACUUCCCUUCAGGGUUGCGGCUGCAGCCCCCCGUCUCCUCAGCUUUCCUGGCGACCGGAUAGCGCCGUCUUCGAUGAGAGGACUCGGCGUGUGGUGGACGGCAUUUGGAUGGGCAACCCCUCGUGGGUCUGGUGGCCUGAGCUGGAGUCUGAGGACUACCAGUGCGUGGACAUGCACCCGACCCUUGACAUCUGUGCUUCCUGGACGUCCCAUGAAUGGAACUGCGGGGAGCACGACUUUGGCAUGUGUAAGUGCUUCCAACUUGAUGCGAACAACCGGUACUGUGAGAAGUGGAGUUGCCACAGCCUGGAAGCUGAUCAGGAAAUUUGUCACCACACACACAGCGAAAAUGGUGAGGACGGUGUGCAGUGUUACUACAAUGCUUUUCCCAUGAACUAUGACGUGUACAAUCAGAUUAUGGAACAGCAAGCGGGUGGCUGGCUCACGACUGGGGAGAAUGCAAUGCAUCAUUGGUGGCGGCCCACCAGCCUGUGGAGGGCGGACAUUGGGCGGAGACUCGGUGAGGAAGAGCUGCUUCACAAGCCAGAGGAGGAGAUUCUAAGUGACUACGUGGGUUAUCUGCGCCAGCACAAUGCAAGUGAGGUGGAGCGCUUGGAGAAGCUGGGUGUCAUCACGGACCCUCGGAGGCUUGCGGGCACGAUUGACUGGCCUCCUCUCUAUGCGUACAGCCCAGCGGCAAGACACCUGUACUUCCGAUGGGGUGAUGUCUGCAUUGUGAACGGCGACAAUGUGGUGCUGGCGAAGAGGUAUUGCAAUUAUUGGCGGGAGAUCGAAACUGAGAUUCAGAUCUGCGAGUGCAGAGCUGAGGACGUGGACGGAAGGUCGUGUGCUCGAUGGACUUGUGAGGAUCGCGAUGUGGGCCUCUUCAGCGUCCUCUUUCGCACUACGCAGUCGAUUGAUCAGUACACGGAGGGCGUGGAGUUUGAAAGCUACACCUGCACCAGGACAAAUGUCGACGGCGAGUGCGUGUCGUGGCAAGGGGACAUCUCUUCUCUUGAGGAGGUGGAGUGGACCAGCUGCCAAGCGGUCGAUGCCUCGACGCACAGGCUGGGCGCUGUCUGGGUCUGCGAUGAGUGGGAGCUGCCCAAGACGCGAGACCUCUUCUACGAGAGCAACAUCGGCAUCCUCUGCACCUUCAUCUUCAUUGAGCUCUUCGUUGUCUGUUGCCUUGCAAGGAGCGUCGACGAGGAUGGCGAUGCCCUCUUCCUCACAGCGUGCCUCUCUUGGUCAAUUGGCUUGUGUCUGCUGCCGUUCUUGGUCCUCACAUUGGGCUUCUACGGCUUUCUGUUCGCAGGUGGUGUUUUCUGGCUUGGCCGAUUCUGUUGCUGCGGUGUGCUGUGUAUGAUGAAUCUAAAGCUUCCGGAAUCCGUUCGUGCAGAGCGGCCAAGCAACCGCGUUCGCAUGCAACGCGGUGCUUCUAAAAUCCUGGGAAGACAAACCUCGUCUAUCAUGCCGUCGACAAAGACAGCAGAGGCGACGAACGAGACGAACGAAACCAACCAGAACAAUGACACCAAUCAGAACAAUCAGACUGGCGGAGAAGGCACUGCUUCGUGA